GAGAGCACGAGAGCAGGAGGGGGAUUUCCAGCUCUGGCCCCCACUUCCCGAAGCGGCCGUUGUUUUGCUUUCGGUCUGAAUGCAGAAACAGAAAUAAACGACGACCACACUUUCCCUUUUCCACUUAAAACCUCGAACACGUUAACCUGUCCGGCUUUGGCUGCUCUUCUUAUUCCGACAGCGGGACUGUGGAGCCCGAGGCCGUCCAAACCUAACAGACCGCAAUGCCAGUAGAACGAAUGAGGAUGAGACCCUGGUUACAGGAACAAAUCGAAUCCUGUCAGAUUCCAGGGCUGAUAUGGCUUAACAAAGAGAAGAGGAUCUUCCAGAUUCCUUGGAUGCACGCUGCCCGUCAUGGCUGGGACCUGGAGAAAGAUGCUCCGCUCUUCAUGAGAUGGGCCAUACACACGGGUAAAUACCAGCCAGGUGUAGACCGUCCUGAUCCAAAGACAUGGAAGGCUAAUUUUCGCUGUGCCAUGAACAGCCUGCCAGACAUCGAGGAGGUAAAGGACAAAAGCAUCAAAAAGGGAACCAAUGCCUUCAGAGUUUAUAAGAUGCUCUCCUCCUCAGAGAGAAAUGCCAAGAAAGGAAAGAAGAAGGCAGACAAGGAGAGGAAGUCCAAAGGAAAUAAAGAGAAGGUCACCUCUCCAUCUCCAGACAACAGUCUUCUUGAAGCUGAUGCCGGACCUGUUGACUACACCAAACAUGAAACAAUCAAGAUGGAGUCAGUGGAGCUGACAGUGACAGACAGUGUGUCAGUGAUCCACAGUCAAGCUGAAGACCAUGUGAUCACCAGUGAGCAGCUGCCAUUUGUCUGUCAAACAAUCGAGGUGACCACUGAGAAUGAGGAGCAGACUGUUAGCUCCUCCCACCCGUACCCGCUGCAGAUCUCUCCUGUGUCUAUGUGCGGCGGCAGCGACACAGAAAGUGAUACAGAAAACAUCAAAGAGGGUAUCGGUGCUGCCUGGAGGCGGGACUACAGCACAUCAGUUCUCAGGAUUCCCCCGUGUUCUCUUCCUGGCAUGGCAACGUUCGUCAGUACAACCAAGCCCAACUUCAAGGUGACGAGCACACGAGACCCUUCCCCGCUCAUCAGCUACCACACCGAUGGCUGGACGCCGACCUACAACCAGAACUCUCUCGUGUCCACGCCAGGCACUCACACACAUGAAGUGCGCGCAAGUGUCAUUAUGAAAACCUCUGACAUCACUUCCUCUUGACCUAACACGUGGGAGUAGCAUCACUGCAUCCAGUCCAUAUGAAAGACAGAAGAUGUUUGUUUUCUCCGUCAGAGCCAUGUGGGGCCUAAAAAGGGACAAACCUCCAAAAAUUAGAUUUUUCCUAAUAUCUGUCUGGGCCAACAUUUUCUCUGUUUUCUUUCCUUUCAUUUGAGGAAAUCAUUGACUUGUGCACAAAGUGAUGAGCACUUAAGGUCACUUUCUACUUCCUGCAUGUCUUCCUGAUGUAAAACUUAAGUUCAAUGUGUGGAGGACUUGCAGACCUAUGUGCAGUAUCAAAUUUAGGAGCAAGUGCACCGUAGCAUACCACUGCAAAACACCAUGUGCUCAGCCAUGGACACUGUGUGUCGCUGGUUGAUUGUUUUCCCCGCUGCUUUGUGGUAACACUUGAGUAAACGCCAGUGAAGGAAUUUCACUACUUUUACCUUUGAAAGCAAAAUUAGCUUUUACUUCUCAGAAGUUCUUCAAGAUUUUAUUGUGUAUAUGAAUAGGUUUGUUCUUUGUUUAAAGUCCGUUAACUCCAAGGGAGUGGAGCUGGUGUUUGAGGGCAGGAUGCCUGCCAAGCACGAAGCAAAAAGCAAAAAUGGUAAAUAAAAAAAUAAACAUUUAAAAAGCUAAAAUAUGUAGCCAAAUGGGCGCCAUGCCCAAGUAAAGUCUUUAUGUUUGCAUCAUCUUAUUCAUCCGCUGUGUUGUGAUUUUAAGAUGUGCACAGUUUCCAGUCAGCAGUCAUUAUCAUGUCCUUAUCUUAGACAGUGUGAGCUCAAGUGUUGCCAUGAAAGGCUCUGCUGGGGACACAUGGUUAGACCGCUUGUGUUCAUAAGCAGUGACUCGAAAAUUCUUCUGUUUUGGCGAAGCAGGCGUAAAUCACCGGCCUGUUUUUAUCUGUGUAGAGGACGACAAUCACCGUGAGGCCCUGCAGGUGUGUGUCUGUCUGUCUGUCUGUCGACCUCAGGACAAAGUACUCAACAACACACACACACCUCCCUACUGGUAUUAAUAAUGUAAAUAGCUGAUUCUUGUGUAUGCCUGCACGCUGCUUCAGCACCUUACAGACAGCACUGUUGUGUACAUGUGUGUUGGGGUGUGUGAGUGUGUGUGAGAGAGAGUGGGGUGUGGGGGUGGGAUAGCUGUUAUUGAUUGCGUGUGCCUUUUGAUAGCAUAGCUGGAUUCAAACUAUGUGUCCUUUAGCCUGCUGCUGACACACGCAGGGAGGCAGGUAGCACUGCCACAGGAAGCAUGGAGGGAUGAGGAAGUGGUCGGCACUGCAAAGGUUUGAAUUCCUUGUGUUGGAGGAGUUUCUUAAAGCAGACCUGUUAAGUACAAAUCAUAGGAAGAGCGUAAACUGAGGGGCUGCACCAAGAGAAAAGAUUAUUUUAAUCUAUGAAUUAAACUAUGAAUCAUGCCAAGUUACUCAUAGAGUACAAGGAUAAAAAGAUGGAGCUGAACAUGAGCCUAUUAAGCUGAGUGAAUGACCUCCUCAGCAUUCCAGUGCACAGCUCCGUCCUGUUUUCCUGUGAUGCCCAACACUAGCCUGACUGCGUUAACAGUAGUCUGCACAUCGUACUCCCCACAACCUGUAACACAAUGACUCCGAGCUGCUGGAAUGCAAAAAGCCGACAGAAGGAUGAACUGCAAUCCCAGCUGUUUAUAUCAAGUCCCGUGGAGAAUCACCAGCCCCUGACUCGCAGGCUGCGGGGAGUAUGUUUUCAGUGUGCAAGAUGUGUUGGCAGCUAGCAGGCUAAAGCACAGCUCAGCAGAGCUCAAGUAGGAAAACAGUAGGGAAAGUAGGAGACUUGUUAUGCUUUUUAUUUUCUAAACCAAACUCCUGGAGAAUUUUAACACUGGACGCACGUUAACGAUCGUGGUGAAUUUAUUUAUGGUUCUCGCUGAAUCACAGAGCUCUGGCCUUCCUCGAUAGCAAAUCUUUGAUGUGCCUUUAUUGCCAGAGCGCCACAAACUCACAAUGACAGUCUUCAGUUCAAGGGUGACAUUUAAAGCCUUUUAUUACUACUUAUCACUCUCUUUUUUUCCUACAGCCAUAACAAACAUAUCUUUUUAUUUUGAACCUUGUGGGCUUUUAAAAUUGUAAUUUUCAGCCAUUUGGUCGCACCCUUCAAAGGCAGAAUAAAGAUGCAUAGCAGUCGCGAUGAAUUGUUUGAGACAUGUGAAUGUGCCAUAUUAACUGGACUGCUGUUUUUAUAAUGAUCUUUCCAUUCUCUAGCUCCAGUUUGUCUUCUGGUCUGACAUCACUUCCCUUUUUUGUAUUGCCUUAACAAAAACAAAACAACAACCUGACCAGGUUUAAGUACCCAAAGUGCACUUUUCUGUCGUGUUUAUUUCUGCUCUCGCAAUGUCGUUACGACCAAAAAGUCAGCAGUGAGUGUUGAUGGCAUGGUAUUGUGCGUUUUGCUCAUCUUUUCGUUUGUUUAUUUUUAUGCUUUCAUGUGAUUCAGAGCCACUGAUAACUCAAAGCAGAGGUGUGUCUUAUUCUUUUGCACUUAGCUUAUUACCAUAAAGGGCAACCGUGAGUUCAAACGAGAGAAAGAAAGGAAAAAAAAAAACCCAGAUCAUUGUUCUGCUUCUUGCAAUGCAGCAAAGAAGCUUUCACCACAACCUGUCACCACUGUUUCUUGUCUGUACAUUAUGACUUCAUGUGAAUCACCAUGUAAAUCUGAAUAAAGACUUUUUUUGUAUUUA
This is a messenger RNA of Neolamprologus brichardi, 3935 nucleotides long. RefSeq names its product interferon regulatory factor 2b (gene irf2b). Gene Ontology annotation, biological process: immune system process; regulation of transcription by RNA polymerase II. NCBI's taxonomy places the organism in Eukaryota, Metazoa, Chordata, Actinopteri, Cichliformes, Cichlidae. The record is from RefSeq and is a predicted model, not a curated record. Gene Ontology annotation, molecular function: RNA polymerase II cis-regulatory region sequence-specific DNA binding; DNA-binding transcription factor activity, RNA polymerase II-specific. Gene Ontology annotation, cellular component: nucleus.